Pristis pectinata (smalltooth sawfish) is the source of this 9853-nucleotide messenger RNA. It is a transcript of the gene dock5, whose product is annotated as dedicator of cytokinesis 5. Gene Ontology annotation, cellular component: cytoplasm; plasma membrane. Gene Ontology annotation, molecular function: guanyl-nucleotide exchange factor activity; small GTPase binding. NCBI's taxonomy places the organism in Eukaryota, Metazoa, Chordata, Chondrichthyes, Rhinopristiformes, Pristidae. Gene Ontology annotation, biological process: small GTPase-mediated signal transduction; cell migration. The coding region runs from base 105 to 5744 and encodes 1879 amino acids. The transcript has 52 exons. The record is from RefSeq and is a predicted model, not a curated record.
UGAACAAUGCUCCGACUCUCCGCCCCCCGCUCAACAUGGCGCAAAACUGCGGUGCGGACGAGCAGCGGAGCUGCCGCUGAGCGGUGCCGGACGCCGGGCGAGUCAUGUCCCGCUGGGUCCCGAGCCGCCGGGACAAGUACGGGGUCGCUAUCUACAACUACGAUGCUUCCCAAGAGCAGGAACUAUCCCUCCAGGUGGGAGACACGGUCCACAUCCUGGAAACGUAUGAAGGUUGGUACAGAGGAUAUUGUCUUCGGAACAAAUCCAAGAAGGGUGUCUUUCCUGCGUCCUACAUCCAUCUGAAGGAGGCAACAGUGGAAGGUGGAGGGCAGGACGAGACAGUCAUACCCAACGAACUACCAUUGGUCCAAGAACUCACCAUGACCCUGAGAGAGUGGGCAAUCAUCUGGCACAAACUGUACCUGAACGGCAACAAGGCCAUGUUCCAACACGUGCAGCAGAUGACGUAUUACCUGAUCGAAUGGCGGUCCCAGAUUAUUUCUGGAACACUCCCGAAGGACGAGCUCUUGGAACUGAAGGGAAAAGUCAUCGCCAAGAUCGACUACGGGAAUAGAAUUCUCGGUCUAGACCUGGUGGUACGCGAUGAAAAUGGCAACAUUCUCGACCCCGAUCAAACCAGCACCGUCACUCUCUUCAAGGCUCACGAGUCUAUCUCCCGAGGAAUUGACGAGAGAAUCCAGGAGGAGAAGUCCAGGAUCCACAACAUGGAGGUGAGGCGGCAGUCUAUAUUCAGCACCACACACACCUACAGCCUCUACGUCAACCUGAAGAACUUUGUCUGCAAUAUCGGUGAGGAUGCAGAGCUGCUGAUGUCACUGUACGACCCGGUUCAGUCAGAGUUCAUCAGUGAAAACUACUUGGUUCGGUGGAGCAGAACUGGAAUGCCAAAAGAGAUUGAGCGCUUGAACAAACUGGAAGCACUUUUCACAGACCUCAGCAGCAGCGACCUGAUCCGGCUGAAGAUCAGCCUGGUGUGUCAGAUCGUUCGAGUUGGCCACAUGGAGCUGAAGGAGGGCAAGAAGCACACCUGUGGUCUCCGCCGGCCCUUCGGGGUGGCAGUCAUGGACAUUACGGACAUGAUCGGUGGAAGGAACGACGAUGAAGAGAAGCAGCACUUUAUUCCCUUCCAGCAGAUCGCGAUGGAGACUUACAUCCGGCAGAGGCAGCUCAUCAUGUCACCCCUACUGACGUCCAGAGUGAUCGGGGAGAACGAGCCCUUGACCUCCGUCUUCAACAAAGUUAUUGCAGCCAAAGAGGUCAACCACAAAGGCCAAGGGCUCUGGGUCUCCAUGAAGCUGCUUCCUGGUGACAUCCAGCAAGUCCACAAGGAUUUCCCACACUUGGUCGACAGAUCCACGGCGGUGGCUCGGAAAAUGGGAUUCCCAGAAAUCGUUCUUCCAGGUGAUGUCCGAAACGACAUCUACGUCACUCUGGUACAAGGGGAGUUCGACAAGGGCAAGAAGAAAACGCCGAAGAACGUGGAGGUGACCAUGGGGGUGUAUGACGAGGACGGGAAUCGGAUCGAGAAGGUCAUCUUCCCAGGAGCAGGCUAUGAGGGAACUUCGGAGUACAAGUCGGUCAUCUACUACCAGGUGAAGCAGCCGUUCUGGUACGAGACAGUUAAGGUGGCGAUUGCGAUCGAGGAGGUCCACCGCUGUCACCUGCGCUUCACCUUCCGACACCGCUCUUCACAAGAGUCAAAAGAUAAGUCCGAGAAGCUCUUUGGGAUGGCGUUCGUAAAGUUAAUGAAGUCUGAUGGCACCACGCUCCGUGACGGGAAACAUGACUUGAUCGUCUUUAAGGGAGAUACAAAGAAAGCAGAGGAUGCCAAGUGUUACCUGACCCUGCCUGGGACAAAGGAGGAGCAGGAGGAGAGGGAGGGCCAGCUCGGGAAGGGGCCACAUCACUCCUGUGGCCUGUCCGUCAUCAGGGACAGUUUUCAGAUCUCCACCCUCGUCUGCUCAACAAAACUCACCCAAAACGUUGACUUGCUGGGUCUCCUGAACUGGCGAAGCAGUCACCAGAGCAUCGAACAGAACCUGAGACACUUGAUGGAAGUGGAUGGGAAUGAGAUUGUAAAGUUCCUGCAGGAUACGCUUGAUGCACUCUUCAACAUAAUGAUGGAGACAUCGGAGAGUGAAGCCUAUGACUUUCUGGUCUUCGAUGCCCUGGUUUUUAUCAUCUCCCUGAUCGGAGACAUAAAGUUCCAGCACUUCAACCCGGUCCUGGAGGCCUACAUCACCAAUCACUUCAGUGCAACGCUUGCUUACGUGAAACUGACCAAGGUGCUGAAUUACUACGUCUCAAAUGCCGAAAAUUCAGAGAAAACCGACCUACUUUUUGCUGCCUUGAAAGCACUGAAGUAUCUCUUCCGAUUCAUAAUCCAGUCGAGGAAGUUGUACCUGAGGAUUUAUGGAACUGAGGAAGAUGACAACGAGUUUAAUGAGUCCAUCCGAAAGUUGUUUCUCUCAUUCAACUCGCUGAUGGACAGACCACUGGAGGAAUCCGUGAAGAUUAAGGGGGCCGCGUUAAAGUAUCUCCCGACCAUUGUCAACCACGUGAUGCUGGUGUUCGAUCCUGUGGAGCUCAGUGUGCUGUUCACCAAGUUUAUCCAGAGUAUCCCCGACAACCAGCUGGUGCGGCAGAAGCUCAACUGCAUGUGUAAGAUCGUGGAGAGCGAGCUCUUCAGACAGCCCGACUGCCGGGACGUCCUGCUGCCCCUCAUCAUCGAUCAGCUCAGCGGACAGCUCGAUGACAACUCCAGCCGGCCGGACCACGAGGCCUGUGGGAGUUUGCUCAGCAGCACCCUAGAGGUCCUGGACAGGAACGACAUUGGGCCACAGCAGAUCCACAUUCAGAUGAUAAUGGAGAGGCUGCUGAGGCGGAUAAACCGGACGAUCAUCGGAAUGAACCGUCAGUCUGGCCUGAUUGGGACCUUUGUAGCCUGUAUGAUCGCAAUACUGAAACAGAUAGAGGACUACCACUACACGCAUUACAUCAACACGUUCAAGACCCGACACGACAUCAUUGACUUCCUGAUGGAAACCUUCAUUAUGUUCAAGGAUCUCAUUGGGAAGAAUGUUUAUCCGUCGGAUUGGAUAGUGAUGAACAUGGUCCAGAACAGGGUCUUCCUACGAGCCAUCAAUCAGUUUGCCACUGUCCUGAACAAACUCUUCCUGGACCCAGCAAACUUUGAGUUACAGCUCUGGAACAACUACUUCCACCUGGCCAUCGCCUUCCUCAUCCACGACUCCCUGCAGCUGGAGAACUUCUCGAGUGAGAAACGUAACAAGAUCAUCAACAAAUAUGGAGACAUGAGGAAAGACAUUGGUUUCAAAAUAAGGGACAUGUGGUACAAUCUCGGUCCCCACAAGAUUAAGUUCAUCCCAGGGAUGGUGGGGCCAAUCCUGGAAAUGACUCUGGUGCCAGAACCUGAGCUCAGGAGAGUGACAAUUCCCAUCUUCUUCGAUAUGAUGCAAUGUGAAUACAGUGUCAACAGGUGCUUCCAUACGUUUGAGAACGAGCUCAUCACUAAACUGGACCAAGAAGUGGAAGGAGGCCGGGGAGACGAGCUGUACAAGAUCCUCCUGGAGAAAAUCCUGUUGGAGCACUGCAGAAAACACAAGUACCUGGCGGCCUCAGGGGAAGCCUUUGUCCUGCUGGUCACCAGCCUGCUGGAGAACCUGCUCGACUACAGGACCAUCAUGCACGACGAGAGCAAGGAGAACCAGAUGAGCUGCACCGUCAACGUGCUGAACUUCUACAAGGAGAAGAAACGGGAGGACAUUUAUAUCAGGUAUCUAUACAAACUGCGCGAUCUGCAUCGAGACUGUGAGAAUUACACUGAGGCUGCCUACACGCUGCUCCUUCACGCAGAGCUGCUCCAGUGGUCGGACCAGCCCUGUGCUGCUCACCUCAUCCACAGGGAGGACUACCAGGCCUUGACCAACCGUGAGCUGAAGGAAAAGCUGUACCAGGAGAUCAUCCACUACUGUGACAGGGGCAAGAUGUGGGAGAGCGCCAUCAGGCUGAGCAAGGAGCUGGCCGCCAUGUACGAGAUCGAGGUCUUCGAGUAUGAGGAGCUGAGCCACCUCCUGAAGCAGCAGGCCAGGUUUUACGAGAACAUCAUGCAGGUGAUGAGACCCCCACCCGAGUACUUCGCCGUCGGCUUCUACGGGCAAGGAUUCCCCUCCUUCCUGCGGAACAAGAUGUUCAUUUACCGGGGGAAAGAGUAUGAGCGUUACGAGGACUUCCGCCUGAAGCUAGCCACCCAGUUCCCCAACGCGGAGAAGAUGACCAGCACCUCCCCACCCAGCGAGCAGCUGAGGAACUCGCCCCAGCAGUAUGUCCAGUGCUUCACUGUGAAGCCGGUUCUUGAUCUCCCAUUGCAGUACAAGGACAAGCCUGUUCCAGAGCAGAUCUUAAACUUCUAUCGAGCCAAUGAAGUACAGCAGUUUCAGUACUCCCGACCUUUCCACAGAGGAGAGAAGGAUCCAGACAACGAGUUUGCGACUAUGUGGAUUGAACGAGUGACGUACACAACGGUGUACAAAUUUCCCGGUAUUCUGCAGUGGUUUGAGGUGAAGACUGCCACAUUGGAGGAGAUCAGCCCGCUGGAGAAUGCCAUAGAAACCAUGGAGCGGACCAAUGAGAAGAUCAGUAACAUGGUGCAGCAGUACGCCUGGGACAGGUCCCUGCCGGCCCACCCCCUCUCCAUGCUCCUCAACGGGAUCGUUGACGCAGCCGUGAUGGGUGGAUUCGCGAACUACGAGAAGGCCUUCUUCAGUUCCAAGUACAUGCAGGAACAUCCCGAGGACCAGGAGAAGAUAGACACCCUGAAGCAACUCAUUGCCUUACAGAUCCCGCUGUUGGCCGAAGGAAUACGAAUUCAUGGGGAAAAAUCCACAGAGGAGUUGAGGCCGCUGCAUGACUGGAUCGUUUCCUGCUUCAGGGAGUUGAAGGAGAAAGUUCAAAAGCUGUACGGUGUGAUAACCCUGCCGCCAUCCCUCACCGACAGGAAGCGGAGCAGGUCAGGUUCCAUGAUCCUUCUGUAUAUAAUGUCGUCCACACUCCGUCGUCUCUCCACCGUCUCCAUGGCCUCGUCGGUGGUGUCCAGCUCAUCUACGUCGUCAGACAGUGCCUCGUCUAGACCAGCCUCCAAUGGCUCUGUCCUGGACCCACUUCUCGAGCGAAGGCUUCUGACACUCUCCAAACUGGACGACAACCUGGACAGAGAGGAACUCGACGGCCGAGUGAACAAGUCCAAGAGGAAGGAAAAAAACCUCAGUAAAUCUCAGGUCAUCUUUGAGAGAGAGCCGAGGAGCGAGCUCUCCCCCGACAGGGUCUACUUCUCAGAAGUUAUCUCGCCCCUGAGACCACAGCGACCAAAGAGCCUCCAGUUUGGAGAUAAGCGUCUGCCUUCGUUCCAGAUCUUCUCACAGCUGACGCAGUCGUCACAGGGUACGACAUCCACCACCGCAAAGAGCCCGAGCCAUCCGAUGCUACAUACCAGCUCAGAGACGACUCCCAGCCCAGGGGAGACCACCAGCCCCCCACCACCCCCUCCCAAGAGCAAGCCCUGCGAGAAUGGGAGUCAACGGGAUUCAUUCCAGCCUGCUCCACCACUGCCCGAGAAGAACUCUCCGCGACCCCCGCCUCCGCCUCCAAAAGCCCGACAAUCCCAAGCGACCUUCCCCCAUGGAUACUUCCCGGGAGCUGAGUAGUCGGUGCCGCUCAGGAUUUCCACCGCGGAUGGCAGCGGGCAGGUCCCCUUCUCCUGGGUUGGGGGGGGGGGGGGGGGAGGGGGGGGUGCUGCAGAGGAGGUCCACCGGCACAGACACAUGGAUUCCUCGUGGGAGCGGAACCAGCCUCGCGAGUCGACUGUCUGGGACACUCCAAGUGGGAACAACGGAAGAAAAGGUGCCCUGGGUGACAGCGGUCCGCUGGUAUCUAUGCCCUCGGUGGAGGUCACCACUGUGGGACUGUAUCCCUCGGUCAAUCCAACGAGCAACCUGUCGUGGUGCUGAGCAGAAGGCCAUCUCCUCCCACUCCUCACCUACCCCCCCCCCCCCCCCCUCGGGCUGUCGACCACUGCAAGGCCUGGGGGGGGGGGUGCAUCAACCAAGGACAACAGCGAGUGUAGCCCAGACUACAAGCACCGCGUCCGAUUCCACACUCAGAACAAUUUGCCCCUCGGCACAAGAACCCCAAAGCGCGGACACGGGACACCGCCGUCACGGGAGAAACGCAUUCCCCAACGCCAGGCUCCGUCUCCGUAACCAGGGGGAGAAAAUGCCAACGUAAUGUGCUGCUGGCAAGAAAAGUGACAGUAUCCCGACAAGACACACUUAACUGGAAAGGGAACAAAUGAACUGAAAAUUGAAGAAAUAAUCUCACGCAGGGGAGGCUUUAAUGUUCUACAUUUCAUUACACACACUCUUCCUGCAAGUAUGAGAUAUGAAUAACAAUGCACUAUUCAUAUUGUAUGUUAAGCACAAAAGAGGGAGAUUAACAUUUAAGAUUCUUAACAUUUGAAUAUCAGAAUAUUGCAUCUGUGGAAUGAGUUUAUAUAACUCUGUUGAAUAUGUUUCUAAUAUACAGUAGAGUUUCUGACUGGGAGGAAUCAGGAAUAGUUGGGGUGUGAAAUGUUCCGACUGAAACCUGCAAGAACACCCAACGCCAACCUGCCGGAAGGCAGUGACGUCUUGGAGUGAUGAUCUCGAAUUGUAUUCUCCUUGCUGACUUAGUGGUGAGUAAUGGUGGUGGCUGGAGGUGACAGGUUGGGUUUAGGUUACGAGUCUGUCCCCAUCACCAUCUCCACCUGCCAGGAUCUUGCCGGCUGUUACGGCACCGGGCCAGUGCUCAUACAAUCCCCUUGCCUGGCCCUCCCCCCCCCCCCCACCACCAUGGUCACUGGCAGUCUCCCCCCUCUCCCAAGGCCCCCUGGCAUUCCUAGACCUCCACUUCACUGUUCUCCAAAACAGGAAAACCAAAAAAACGUUGGUUUGACUGGUUCCUGCUGACAGCAACGGGCUAAAUGAUCCAAGCACUAACUCUGUGCUGGGACACAGACACAGUUGCAAAGAGAGAAUGGUGGAUCACUUGCAAUUUCUAACCCAGUUUUCCCAAGGCACUAAACCCCCAUUCCACACACCACCACCACCCCCCCCCACUUAAUUUUUUUUAAAAAUGAGAUUCCCAAAUGUCCCGGAGAUGCCCAGGUCCGAGGGUUGAUGCUACGUUUGGUGGAAAGUCAGGAUCCGGGACACCGAUGCAGUUGGAACAGAAACAAGCCUUUAAGUAGUAGGACUUGGCAUUGACGAGAAAGUUGCGCUUUGCUCCUCUGACACUCUUGCAUUGCUGGGACUGAUUUGCAUUAAUCCACAUCAGUUGAUGCUGCCAGCUACAUUGAGUAAUAUUUCCUACCCAGAACAGCAAGAUAGAAGUUUGCAGGAGAGUAGGUGUGAAACAGCCCUUGGGCUCCUCUCUCUAUGUUGAGAUGGGCCACACAGUGGUGCAGCUCAUAAAGCCACUGCCUCACAGCUCCAGGGACCCAGGUUCAAUCCUGAUCUCCGGUUCAGUCUGGGUGGAGUUUGCACCUUCUCCCUGUGGCCACACGAGUCCACCCCCCCCCACCCCCCCCCACCCCGGCUGCUCUGGUUUCCUCACACAUGCUAAAGCCAUGUGCAUUGCUGGGUUAAUUGACCACUGGAAAUCACCCCUAGUGUGCAGACAUGUGGUAGAAUUUGGGGAAGAGUUGAUGGGAAUGUGGGGAGAAAAGGAAUAAUGUUGGAUUAGUGUAAAUGGGUGGUCAAUGGUCAGCAGGGAAUCAAUAGGCCAAAGGGCCCGUUUCCUUGCUGUAGGACUCCAUGACGAUCUCUGGCUGGGUUUAGGAUGGAAGUAAAAAGGCUGCAGAUGCUGGGAUCAGGAGAAAAAACAAACUGCUGGAGGAAGUCUGCGGGCCUUUGCUAGGUGCCUGCUCCAUCUUUAGUCAGGGUCAAAAGAUUCCGCAUCGUUGGAUUAAAUAUCCACUGAGCAAUUCCGGGAAAAAGCAGGAAAGCCCACAUGCAGGAUGCCUGGGGGUAUCUAACACCAGCCCACACAGCCAGAGUCUGUCAGUACUGAGCAACUGGGGGGGUGAUCCAACACCUCUCACCCAAAAAAAACACCCCCGCCCAGGACCAUAGCAUGUGGAACCAUUGGGUAGGUGCUCACAGGGGUAGAUUUAACCCUUCCCUCACCUAAAAGUGGGAGGCUCUUCCACCAGCAAUGAACAGCCUUGGUCUUGACCCAAGAGUCCGGGCAGAUUUACAGCCCACAUGUGUGUUUUGCAGCAGACACUGGAUGGGAGGCAGUAAUUCCCUGGCUGUAAUCCUUCUCCUUGGUACUAGAGGUUUGGGAGGUGAUGCUGGAGUGGUCUGGGUCAGGAGCUGCAGUGCAUUUUAUAGAUGGUACAUACUGCGGUUACUGUGCGCUGCUGAUGGAGGGAAUGAAGACGGUAUGUAUUGCCCUAGUGCAUGGAGACAUCACAUCACUGACUGAAGCAAUCUCAGUAUCUCUAACCAGUUGGAGAUGGGGUCGUUCUCCUUGGGGCAGAGAAGGUGGGCAGGAUCAUCGUGUUCACAAGAGAGGUGUUGCCUUUGGUUGGAGGAUCAGAGAGCAUAGAUGUAAAAUUUAAAGCAAAAGAUACAAGACAACAGUCGGGGUCACUGCCGACCCCCUGUCACUGUCUCGAGGUCGGAACCUGUCUCACCCCAACUAUUUCAAGUAUAUAUCUUGCUGCUACAGAGUCCCAAACUGGAACAGGAGUGUUUUGCGAGGCAGUAUCCUGCUGAGGAUGUCACUUUAUGUACAGUGGAAAGUGUUAAAACGGAGCCUUGCGAAUGAAAAUCAAACCGCAGAUGCUGGAAAUCUGAACUUUAAAAAAAAGCAGAAAACACUGGAAAUGCUCAGCAGGUCAGGCAGCAGCUGUGGAGGGAGAAACAGAGUUAAUGCUUCAAGGCAGAGACCCUUUGCCAGAGAGGGUCUCUGUUCUUAUGAAGAGUCUCCAACUCCGUUCCUCGCUGCCUGACCCGAGUGUUCCCAGCAUUUUGUUCUUAAUCAAACCUCACAUUGGCUCUCCAAAACAUGGGACUGAGAGUUAAGAUUGGAAAGUCCAGGCCAAAUUAAAAGUGACAUAGCUCUUCAAAUAUGGUAUUCGGAAAGAAAAUCUUGAUUUCUUUUAACUCUUAACAUGCACUCCUGGUGUAAAGUUUGUAAAUAUACUGAUUUUUAAAAUAAAUGUCACUAUUGAAACGAGUGCAUUUGUACUGAGCUCAACCAUAGCAAAACAAGUAUUUUGAUUAAAUUCUCAGCCAGAUGCAUUUGUAUUCAUUAUUAAACACGAGGUGUUUACCAAGCUGGCUCAGUGGGAGUCUGUUCUGGAGAAGUGACGUGCAGGGUUUAGUGAGGACAUAGUUGGACCAUCGCAAACACAGACCACAGCGACACAAGAUAAAUGGCUGUUACACCCUUUGUCCGCAACUUGGUUGAAGCAUUGCAGAGUGGAGAGUCACAACAGUUUAGAGAUAAACAGUGCACAUUUUCAGAUUAGCUUCAAUUUACGCAUAAGAGCUGGAUCCAAACAGUCCAGUUCAUAAAGAUACGGCACAAAAACUGGCCCUUCAGCCCACCGAGUCUGUGCUGACCACCAUUUUUACACCAUAACCCGUUUUAUUCUCCCCAUAUCCCAUCAACUUGCCCCAGCUUCUACCUCUCCCUACACAUUAGGGGCAGGCAUGGUAGUGUAACACUAUUACAGCACUAGCGACCUGGGUUCAAUUCCUGCCGCUGU